GGAUCUCCCACUUUCCUCACCAGACAUCAGCCAGCAACACAGGCGAACACACCUCUCUCUCUCUCACACACACAUACACACAUGCGCUGUCUCUCUCUCGCUGCAGCUGCAUACACAUCCAGAGACCACAGAGAGACCACAACAACACCCGGACCUCAGACGCUGGCCCCUGGAUCCACAUCGAGUUAGACUCACAAAGGAUCCCGAGCAGGAGAAACACCAGACCCGCUGCAGCUUACACACACAGAGAAAAAAAGGAUCUACGGCUGUAUUGUGCAUAUAUAGCCACUGAGGAAGACUUUUAUCUACUUUUUAAAUCUGCGCUGGUGAUCCUUCUCCUUUGUGCCACAAUGUCCGAGGUGCUGCCAUACAACGAGGGGAAAAUGAGCGGCUACGGGGCGGACAGCGAGGUCAGUCAGAUGUCCUUUAGCUGCGGACUGCAGGACACAAGCGCCUUUUUCUCCUCGUCGCAGGGGAAAAGACCCCCAAAGCUGGGACAGAUUGGCAGAGCCAAGCGAGUGGUCAUCGAGGACGACCGAAUAGACGAGGUCCUGAAGGGGAUGACAGACAAGUCUUCACCUGGCGUUUAAAAACGUGAGCGAUGCCUUGCAGACUUUUUAAUUUUUGAUCACCGAUUUGAAGCACUUGUCGGCUGUGCAUGUUCGAGGAUUGCAGGAGAGAACACGACGGCACAAAGAGAGGAUGCGAUGACGGGAAAGGAAAAAAAAAAAGGAAAAGGAGGGAAAAUGGAGAAAGCGAAAAAAAGAGGAAGAGAAAUGAGCAAGAAAGAGAUGGUGAAAGAAAGAGAAAGGAAGAGAGAGAGAUAGACUCUGGAAAAGACCAAGAUUUAUCAUGGGAUUUGCUGGCAAUUCUCCAAACGAAUCCCGAUUUUAACUACUGCUGCGCAGCAAGAUGUUGAGAUGGCGGACACUGCUCUGUAUCUCAACCUCUGCUGACUUUAAUGAUGGAUGAACUUGUCAUUACUUCACGACCAUCUCCUUUUUCCUUUCCAAAAGCGCUGUAAGCAACAAAAAUACUGCAACUGGAGGCUGAAGCUAAAAAUCCCAGCCCUAUUUCAAUAAGUUGUACAGUAGGUAGGCUAAGCUCUCAGACACCCCCCUCCCUCUCCUCUUCCUCCUCCUCCUCUUCCUAUUCCUUUAGGCUUUGCUUUGUUGAUUCAGUCAGCGACGGUGCAUUCAAGGGAGCUGUCCUUUUCAGCACUGGUCCAAUGCAUUCCUGUUGCUGCUAAACGCUUUUUAAAAACAGACCAACCAAACUCUCGAGUCUACUAAAUAGAGGAGACCCAUUGUAUGUAAAAACAUAUAUCCGAGGAUGGUGCAAUGUUAAUAUUUUCUGUAGUAGAACCCUGUUUGUUUUUUGGCCCUUAAAGAGCAUUAGGCCACAGUUUAAAACUGAACCACAGGCUAUGUUCUUCUUCUUCUUCUUCUUCUUCUUCUUCUUCUUCUUCUCUUCUACUACGACUACUUCUUAUUCUGGCAUCACCCAUCAGUGGUUAAAGGUGCAGGCUGGCACCUUCAUGUAGCUGAUUUUACACCGGCACAUAUCUUUGUUUUCCUCUCUCUCUCUAUUUUUUUUUUGGUUUUGUUUUGCAUUUUAAAAAUGCUCAGAUAUCUACAGAGGCCAGCAGGGAUGUGGAGAUUAUACUAAAUGUUUAAAAUAAUAGUCAUGAAAUUGAUGGGAAAAAAAUUGUUUCUUUUUUUUCUUUUUCUUUUUAAUUUAGCAAUUAUUCGUGUUUCGUCUUCUAUAAAUUUUUACGUUUUUUCUCCAUCUAUUUGCAUGAACUUUCACUCCGGUGCCAACACAGGUGCCACUACUCUUACCCUGGCACGCUUCUUUUUAACAAAAGUCAUAUUUGUAUUUUUAUAUCUAAAUAUUUGUUAUUUAAAUGAUAUGCUAGUCUAUCGUCUUACAAUUCAUCAACAAAAAUAUUUCUACUUCAGAGAGGAUAUACAGAGGGAGACUAGGCUUCAUACAGUAGAGGCAAAUCUAAGAUUUUAGUGGACUGGUCUCGUUCUAUAUCAGAGGUCGGACGUUUUUUAAAGACUAACUGAAUGUGUCUGGGGUUUUUGCACACAUCAAUGUUAAAAUAUUAUUAAGAAAUCGUAUACUGUGACUUGAGCUUCGUUGAUGAAUUUGUUAGAAAAUGGCAGUUUUAGAGUAUAUUGCACUGUUUACGAGUAUCCUCAAAUAACAUGUUGUUAUUUGACCGAUUUUGGACAUUACAGUUUUUGUUUUUUAAUUUUGUUUAUUUUGUACCAUUAUUUUAAAGAAACUGGAUAUGGUUUGUUGUGCAUGAAACCUUAAUAUUUUCAAUAAUGAAACAUCGUUUUAUGAAGCAAAAAAGCAACAAAAAUGUCAUGACAUUCUAAGAAUGAGUCAUUGUAUAUUAUGAUGCCAUUUUCACUGUAUUUGGUGAAUUAAUAAAUGGUGAAAGAAAAUGUUAA
This is a messenger RNA of Morone saxatilis (striped sea-bass), 2465 nucleotides long. RefSeq names its product calcium/calmodulin-dependent protein kinase II inhibitor 1a (gene camk2n1a). Bases 351 to 590 code for a protein of 79 amino acids. Gene Ontology annotation, molecular function: calcium-dependent protein kinase inhibitor activity; protein kinase binding. Gene Ontology annotation, biological process: negative regulation of protein kinase activity. The transcript is spliced from 2 exons. The record is from RefSeq and is a predicted model, not a curated record. Lineage: Eukaryota; Metazoa; Chordata; Actinopteri; Moronidae.